AUCCCAUGGCGUAGAACUCCUGAUGAGCAAGAUUCAGACCAUGCUCUGCAACAGUGAAGUGACCACAGAUGCUCCUUGUACGGCAAGUGCUGACUCUGUCUGCUGGCUUGUGGACUCGUUGGAUCGCUGGAACGCUAUCUUGUACCGGUGCGGGUUUGGACUUCGCGAAGAGAAGCCUGGAAGCUUGACCUGCAUAACCCUUGAUGUGCACAAGGAGGGAGAACAUUUAGUCCAUGAUGAAGGCAUUCUGGAGGCAAUGUGUUUUUUCUACCAGCUUUUCAGACUUCAUCACUGCGUCUGUAGGCUGACGAUCGGAAAUGUGGACUCCUUUAGGAGCUUGUGGUAUUGGCUUCCAGUGUUGCAACUGUCGCUAAUAGUCUCAAGGGAGCUGCAUUCACUCGAGGUAGUCUCGCUUCCGGACGAACGGGGGAGGUGCCGUGUCCUUGAGGCAGCUGCUGAGAUUGCCACUCUUCAGGAAUUGAAGUGUACCACGAAGUUUACGAGCAAAUCGAGCCUCUGCAGGAUGUUACAGCCUUCUGGUCCUCGUCUAACCGAACUCGUUUUGAUCUUCGGAGAAGCUGAACUGUCAGCGGGAGGCUUUUUUGGUUUUCUGGGGUCGUGCUCUUCACUAAAGAUUCUUCGACUCGAUGGCAAUGAAAUACGCGAUAUUGGGCCUUUGUUCAGUCUCAUGGCCAGCAACAGAACUAUUGCUCAAUUAUCGCUCAAACUUCUUAAUGGCGAUAUGAACUACAUUGAGGAGGGGAUCGCAUCUGUCCUUCGCAGGAACGUUGUUCUCAAACAACUUGAACUGUCGUUGUACGACUCAAGUGCAAGUCUUAUUGCGGAGUCUCUCGAAGUGAACACUGCGUUAGAUUCAAUUUCUUUGGAGGGGUUUUGCAUCACAGACAUGUCGCCUUUUGCACGGAUGCUCAGAAUCAACAGAACACUCCGCAAGCUGAAUUUAGCCCAUGUCCGUUCUGACGAGGACAUUCCUGCGUUGGUCGAAGCUAUUAGGUCGAAUGAAACACUGGUGGAGUUAUGUCUUUGGGGUAGUAGUACCUUAAACCGAAGUCUUGUAGAAGCUCUUAGGUACAACUCGACACUUGAGUUUCUUCAUCUUAGGCAGAUUAGUGCCUCGAGUGACCAAGGGCGCCUGAUGCAAGCUGCGCUCGAACCAUGGGCCCUUGAACGGUUGACUGCAGUCUGGGACGGUGGAUGCUGCUUUGAUCUGGCCCAUGCGUUGCAAUCAGGAGCAGCUAUGUCUUCACUCAACCUUCUCUAUGAGAACAACCACAACUCUCCGACGUUCCAUGGACUUGCUGAAGUUUUUGAGGCACUUGCUUUAAACCAGACCGUAAAGUUCUUGUCGUUAAGGAUGGGUGCGUCCAACCUUCUUCCUAGAAGUGUCACUCAUAAGCUGUGUCUCGCUCUUGCUAGUAAUAAUGCACUCGAGAGUCUGUCGCUCUGGAUUAAAGACCGCAAAGAUGUGGCUACCCUGCAGCUCAUUUGCGAGGGCUUAUCUCAAAAUUCGCAUGUGCGCACUGUGCGAAUUACCGUAAGCGGGUCUGACCCCGCGGCUCUACAACACAUGGCAACGCUUUUAGGGAAGAAUAAGUCCAUAACAUCCCUAGUCUUUCAAGUUCAAGUUGAAUUAGUCCAAGAUUUCAACCUUUCGAAGUCGCUAUCAAAGGAUUGGAGUGCUGAAUGUAGGGUCCUCGCAGAGGCAAUUUCAAGAAGCGACUACUUACUCGAAGCUGACGUCAAAGUGAAAGAUUACGAUUGCUCCGUCAACUACACUCCUGAUCUGACGCUUACGGUUUUGCGCAAUCUCUCGAGUGUCAGCAGGGCUGUUCGGUUUGCGUUGACACCGUCUACAGACAAGCAGGCGGCAGCGACGUUUCAGAAGUACCACCGCAGUCCUGUACUCUUCCACAAGCUGAAAGAGGCGAAGAUAAUGUCGGACAAGGAAGCAGCCAGUUUGGUUCGGUCAGCGGCGAACUUCAUCGCUCGCCACUUCUUCAUUGUGACCGCAGUCGUCAAGCGGACACUGCAGUGCGAACGGGCCAAGACAGCUGCGUUACAAUUGACGGACCUCAACGAGGCGUGCCUCCUCAAAGUAGUAUCAUACCUUAGAGUUUGCGAUGUUCAAAGUUGAAGGAAUCGCUCAGCUCAUGACUGUGGAGAGGGAUGGAUAGUAGCAAUAGUAAUAAAUGCCUUUUAGGCAUUAAAAGCCAAAUCAAUAGUUCUCACUAUUGUUUGUUGUUUCCCGUGGGCUAUACAGCGAUUCUCAUUCUUGCGCAGUAGCGGACGGCCAUUCAUUUUGACGACUGAUAUAGAACGCAGAAAACGCAGUAGAAGUCCAAGGUUGUGAAGCUACUUCCUCACUAGCUGGUGCAUUGUACUGAUAACUUCACAUUGGGCCUACGAACUUGCUCGUGCUGAGGGACAACGGGGAAUGUUAACAUGAGUACCGCGAGAGCGAGAAGUGUCGUGCAUCGCAUACCCUUCCAUUCUGUGCUGGCUGCUCGGAGGAAGCUUCAUUCCACCGUUAUUUCUUGAAGACACUUUAUGUAUUAAUUUUUGUACUAAACAACAAAGUAGUCAUGCCUCAUCAGGCUACAUGAACAAAAAUCAAGUUUUCCACCUGUUAAGAAGUGGAUGAGGAGGAAAGCCCGGCCAUGAGAAGAGGAAACAUUGCUGUACACUACACUGUAUCCAGCGUCGCGAGUGAGCUUGGUACGCUGGGCCAUGCUGGGCCACCAGACUCUUGAACUUUGCAUAUCAAGCCAUUUAGUGGUUGAGCGAAAAAUGUGACUUGUCGGUCAACCGUUCAUAGUCGCGGCAUCCUGUCGACAAUGUAACCAAAAUGCUACUAGCUGCUUUCUCGGCUUGUAGCCGUGAUAUUGAGAUGUUUGUGUUUUCGUCUGGAAUUCUUGUGACGAUCGGUAUUCUGCGCGUCGAAACUAGAAAACGUUUUCUAUUUUUCUCUGGAUGGAGCAGUCCUUUAUGCCAUGCCCUCCUUGUUCUUUCCAGGGCA
Molecule: messenger RNA, 3037 nt
Organism: Ixodes scapularis (black-legged tick)
Lineage: Eukaryota; Metazoa; Arthropoda; Arachnida; Ixodida; Ixodidae
Exons: 1
Coding region: 23-2155 (710 amino acids)
Molecular function (GO): protein binding
Source: RefSeq, a predicted model, not a curated record